This is a messenger RNA of Culex quinquefasciatus (southern house mosquito), 1713 nucleotides long. RefSeq lists its product as uncharacterized. The coding region runs from base 54 to 560 and encodes 168 amino acids. The transcript is spliced from 2 exons. The record is from RefSeq and is a predicted model, not a curated record. Lineage: Eukaryota; Metazoa; Arthropoda; Insecta; Diptera; Culicidae.
GCUCGACAAUUUGAAGGAAUGACGACGCUGCGGGCGCAGGUUGCCUCGGCCAGAUGCAAAAGCACCAAAAAAUCCUCAACCGACACUCGAUCGGCACGGACGUCCCGGAUGGCGCCAUCACCAAAGAAGCAGCACCCUCCUCGGAAACCGCUAGGCUUCGCCCCGACCAGGACGACCCGGACGAACCGUCCACGUCCUCGUCAUGCUCCGCCACGGCCAGCAACCAAAACCAAAACACCGGCAAAUACGGACCCCGGCCCCGGUUCAACACACUGGAGCUGGACCUGAGCUGCACCAAGAACAAGUUCCCGAUCCGGCGGGACCGAGCCGUCGGAUACUCGCCGACGACUCCAACCGGAGGAGGAGGUUCGAUAAUAACGACCUUUGGGGUGACCACGAUCGGUGGGAGUAGCGGGAGCAGCAGCGCCGUGACGAGUCCGACCGCGGAACUUCCGGCCCUGUUUUGUGAGCAACGGCUGCAGCAGCUACAGCUGACCGGUUCCAAAUCGGAAGCGACCCUGGUGACCAACAACAGCAACAACAACAGUAGCAAAAAGUGACCGGAAGAAGGUGGAAAGAAGACGGUAAGCGAACGAAACUAGUUAUUUUGAUGUGUUUAUGUGUUUCAGUGUCGAAAGGUUCUUCAAUUGUUUUAUGCUUAACUUUUUGAAAUGUUUUACUAAAAUUAAAAAUAAAAUCAAGUUUUUCGAUUUUCGAAAACGAAUCUCACGUAAGCUUUUGGGAACGAGGUUGAUGAAUAAACAUCCGUGGUGGGGAAAGUCGCACUCAAGAAAAACGGAGACACACACACUCGAACAAAUAGACACGGUAACUGCAAACUACGACGCAAAUUAUGAAAAUUUUCGAUGAAACGCUUGUGAAUGGAGAGUACAGGUUCCUAAUAAUUUUAAACGAUAUGUUUCACUAACGAAUAUUUCCUAUACGAUAUUUAUUUAUUCUCCUUCUACGAAAAAAAAAAAAAAAACAAACAAAAAUCGCAAACAUAGAGCAGCUGCUUCGCAGAAAUGAGACUAAAAAUUUCCCUUCUUUUAUUAUCAUCAUAGAGACGAUUUCUAACCAAAAUAAUUAAUAUACUGAGCAACCAGUUGCCCCCUCCUCAGUUUGUCUAGGUAUUUAAUUAAGAAAUAUGAGUUUAGUUAAGUCUAAGAAACAAAACAAACCAGUGCGGUUUAGUACGUUUGCAACAGACGCGCAUGAGUAUUAUUAUUUAAAAAUGAACCUUCCUACUGCUAUCCCAAUGAAUCCCAUUGGAACUGACCUACACUCAGCGAGAACACUUUAUUAAUUUAAUUCUGUCGAUGAUUAGUUUGUAAUCCUAGCAGUGUAUACAAUAUACAAAAACAAAUAUUAUUUAUUCAACCAAGCGAGUGUAAUUUAUAUGUGUGCGGCGAUGGGGAUGUCCUGUAAAUCUGUAAAAUAUUUGAAGCUUUUGAAAAAAUCAUUUCUUGAAAGAGAAAAUAAAUCAAUCAACAAAAAAUCAUUAUACGACCACACCAUUUGUAACGGAAAUAAGUUGAUUUGAAUCGAAUUUAUUGGAAACAAAAAAAAACACGUUUUGCAAUCCCCCAAAAAUAAUUAAUAUUAAAAAAAAACAGUGUAAAAAAGAAGUAAAGCAAGUAGUGCUCGUACGGAACGAGUGAUUUAUAUGGAAAAUAAAUUAACACAAAACACAAUGGAAAUCAAUUUGAAAAA